Messenger RNA from Torulaspora delbrueckii, 660 nucleotides. It is a transcript of the gene MND1, whose product is annotated as Mnd1p. Bases 1 to 660 code for a protein of 219 amino acids. Gene Ontology annotation, molecular function: double-stranded DNA binding. NCBI's taxonomy places the organism in Eukaryota, Fungi, Ascomycota, Saccharomycetes, Saccharomycetales, Saccharomycetaceae. The transcript has 2 exons. The record is from RefSeq and is a predicted model, not a curated record. Gene Ontology annotation, biological process: reciprocal meiotic recombination.
AUGCCGCCCAAGAGACAGGGAGUCAGUUUAGAAGAGAAGAAAUCGAGAAUUCUAGCAUUUCUACAAAAUGAGUACUCUUUCUACAACAUGAAGGAGCUCGAGAAGAUGAUUCCGAAGAAAUGUGCUGGAGUUUCACCCAUGCUUGUGAAAGAAUUGGUGCAACAGAUGAUCGAUGAGGACGGAUUGAUCUGUGUAGAGAAAUGUGGUAAUAUCAACGUUUACUGGUGUUUCAAGAAUCAGAUUACGCAGAAAGUUUACGAUAGUUGCCAGCGGUUACAAGCAAAGAAAGAAGCCAAGGAGGCGGAGACCAUUGAGCUGAAGGCUAAACUGAAACUUACAAGUGAGACAGACAGGUGUGAGCGGUAUGAAUCCCCUGACGGAAUAAAGUCUCGUAAUGAACAACUGCAACGUAACCGCGAGAUCGAGGAAGAAAUCAAAGCAUUGCAAUUGGAAUAUAACAAGCUAUCUCAGACCCGAUGGGAUAAGGAGAAGAUCGCGGCAAAGAGGUCGAUGCUGAUACGCGACUUACAAAAAUUAGAGACCAUGACAGACAACAUUGAUAUCAUGGUAGAUUUCUUUCGCAACAAGUACGGUGUUGACCCCAAAUCGAUCCGCCAAGAGAUGGAAAUCCCAGAUGAUUUCCCCACUAUCAACCUUUAA